AUGGUCUUAGCCUUAGUCUUACUUCUCUUAGCUGAACUCUACUGUUCCCCCCUCAUCCACCGCCACCGCCACCGCCGCCGUCAACUCACUCCUCCCACCACCACCACCACCGGAAACAACUCCUUAACAAACUCUCCUCAACACACUCAUGUUUCAGAUCCCUUACAUGACACAGAAAAACAACUCCUCCCUGAUCAGUCUUUGCCGGAGACUCAACAAACCGUCCAAAAGGGUUGUGGUUUAACGGAUUCCGUUAACGGAUGCUCACUGAUUUAUAUUUCGAAUCCGAUCUAUGAAGGUGAUGGGAAUGGGACGCCGUUUGAGACACCUGACAGCUCGCCUUCUCGGUUGGAAACCGAGGAUUGUUCUUCGUCUGGUGAUGAUGAGAAAGAAGAAGUGUCGUCGAAUGUUGUUGGUACGAUGAUGGAGAAGAAGAAGGUUUGUGUGAAAGAUGUUGGGUUGUUGGGGAUAUCAGGGAGUGAUACGAAUGGAGUUUCUUCUUCUUGUUCCUUAACGACUCCUUGUACUUCUCCUUCAUUGUGA
Messenger RNA from Helianthus annuus (common sunflower), 543 nucleotides. RefSeq lists its product as uncharacterized. The transcript has a single exon. The record is from RefSeq and is a predicted model, not a curated record. Lineage: Eukaryota; Viridiplantae; Streptophyta; Magnoliopsida; Asterales; Asteraceae. Bases 1 to 543 code for a protein of 180 amino acids.